GGGUCUCACUGAGUUGCAUAGCACUUUGCUGUUGCUAAGGCUGGCUUUGAACUGCCUCCUGCCUCAGCCUCCCAAGCCAUAGGGAUUACAGGUGUGUGCCACUCUGCUCAUUGGAGAACAGGUUUUCUAGGAAUUUGGGUGUAAGUCAAGCAGGCCUCUCAAGGAGGAGAGGGCUGGAAAAUCAUAGCAUGCCAGUGUGGACCCUGCUGAUCCUCCUGUCUGCCCCUGAGGGAAAGUGGGAAGGCCUCAGCAGGUCAGGGUCACUUCAUUGUACCACUGCAGGCUCUCCAUAGGCACUCCAUCCACCCCAAGCAAGGUGAGGGUACUAUUGGCUUCAGAUAUUUGUGUUCAUGGGGACCCAGGUAUGCCUCCUAGAGCGGUGGGGGAAGGGGCUGGAAUCCAGGUUCUAGAAAUCACAGUCUAGAAGAGUUUGGUACCAGUGACAGAGCAGCAAGGCCUGUCUCUGUGCCUCCAGCUCUUCUUCCUCAUCUGUUAAGUCUGAAGCAAUACUAACUUCUAUUUUUAAAUGCCUACUGGGUGUUAGGAAUGUGAUAAAACCUGUCAGUAACUCUAACCUGUCUGUCGGUAGCUCUGCGAGAAAGGUGAUAAACUGCUUUUUAGAGGAGUGAAAAGGUUUAAGGAAUGAAUCCAGCUUUUGCCUGAUUUCUAAGUCCUUGCUGUUUUCUAUUAUAGACAUCAACUCCUUGAAAUACACACCUAGGGGGGGGCCAAGAUGCUACUGUGUCCCCUGGGGUAGUUGGCAGGUAGAAAAAGCACAGGGAACAGACCCUGCGCUGAGGAAAGCUAGCUGGGGCUUCCCCCAGAAUCAACAGGAUAGAAGCCUGAGUGUUCCUAGGACUUCGCCUGGCUCCUGUCCAGAGCACCCUGACCUAGGUGUCCCUCAGUGACUUUCUAUCCUCAAGAAAUAGCCCAAACACCAUUGGUUGGCACCCAAGGCCCUGCUUGGUCUUGGCUCUGCCUUUUUCCAGCCACUUUGUCUGUAUUUGGCUCAGUCCCACCUUACAGAUAUCCGGAGCCAUGCAAAGUUCCCUAAACAGGUAGUGUUAUUUCACACCUCAGUGCCUUUGCACAAACUGCUUCCUCUCCCUGGCAUAUCUUUCUUCCGCCCAGCUAUGAUUGACUUGGCCUCUUCCUGCUUUUUUUUUUUUUUUUGAAGACACAACUGAAGCCUCACCACUGGAAUCUCUUUCUGAAAGACAUUGCUCCCAUUCUGUUAGGCCUGAUAUCCCUCCUCUAUGCUCCAGUGUCAGGCAGGACUUCUUUAUUUUAUAGCACAGUCACACUGACUUUGUCUAUUCCAGCAGGGCAAAGAUCCUUCUUAUGAUUCCUCCUGCUAUUUCCAGAUCCUUAGGCUGACACCUGGGACAUGGAAGGCACAUGGGUGGACAGAAAAGCAGUCUCAUUUCUGCCAAGAGAAUCAGGAUGUUAGAAAUGGACAUGAAUAUGUCUGUCCUCUGGCACAGUUAUCCUACCUGGAGUUGGAAAGCACAAGGAUUCUGGAGGAAAGGGAUAUGGAGCAGAUGAGGAGGUUCCGUGGCUUCACCCUGCUGCUCACCUUCCUCAUUUAUACCUGUUAUCACAUGUCCAGGAAGCCAAUCAGCAUUGUCAAGAGCCGUCUGCACCAGAACUGCUCGGAGCUGAUCAAACCCAUCAAUGAUACCCACAGUUUAAAUGAUACCUCGUGGUGCAGCUGGAGUCCAUUUGAUAAAGAUGACUACAAGGAAUUACUGGGGGCUGUGGAUAAUGCCUUCCUUGUGGCCUAUGCCAUCGGCAUGUUUAUCAGUGGAAUUUUUGGGGAGCGGCUCCCCCUCCGUUAUUACCUUUCAGCUGGAAUGCUGCUCAGUGGCCUUUUCACCUCCCUCUUUGGCCUGGGAUAUUUCUGGAAUAUCCAUGUACUCUGGUACUUUGUGCUCAUCCAGAUCUGUAAUGGACUUGUCCAGACCACAGGCUGGCCCUCAGUGGUGGCUUGUGUCGGCAAUUGGUUCGGGAAGGGGAAGCGGGGGUUCAUCAUGGGCAUCUGGAAUUCCCAUACGUCUGUGGGCAACAUCCUGGGCUCCCUGAUUGCCGGCAUCUGGGUGAACCAAGAGUGGGGUCUGUCAUUUAUUGUGCCUGGUGUCAUCACAGCUAUCAUGGGCAUUAUCACCUUCCUCUUCCUCAUUGAAUACCCAGAAGAUGUAGACUGUGCCCCUCCACAGCAUCACGAUGGGUCAGACAAGGACCAGGACAACCCUGAGGACCCUGAAAACAGUCCCUACCCUAAUAGGGAGACCAUCCAGGAGACUGUGACCAGCUGCUCCAAGGAGCCAUGCGCUGAGCCUGUGGCCAUCAGCUUCCUGGGGGCACUCAAAAUCCCGGGUGUGAUCGAGUUCUCUUUAUGUCUGCUCUUCGCCAAACUGGUCAGUUACACCUUCCUCUACUGGCUGCCACUUUACAUCUUCAAUGUGGCUCACUUUGGUGCCAAGGAGGCUGGGGACCUGUCUACGCUCUUUGAUGUUGGUGGCAUCAUAGGUGGCAUCAUGGCAGGGCUCAUCUCUGACUACACCAACAGCAGGGCCACCACUUGCUGCAUCAUGCUGAUCUUGGCUGCCCCCAUGAUGUUCCUGUACAAUUACUUUGGCCAGAAUGGGAUUGUCAGCUCCAUAGUGAUGCUGAUUAUUUGCGGGAUGCUGGUCAAUGGCCCUUAUGCACUUAUCACCACAGCGGUCUCUGCUGAUCUGGGCACUCACAAGAGCCUGAAGGGCAAUGCUAAGGCCCUCUCCACUGUCUCAGCUAUCAUCGAUGGCACGGGCUCCAUAGGUGCUGCUCUGGGGCCCUUGCUGGCUGGACUCAUUUCCCCCACAGGCUGGAACAAUGUCUUCUACAUGCUCAUCUCUGCUGACAUCCUGGCCUGCUUGUUGCUCUGUCGGUUGGUGUACAAAGAGAUCCUGGCUUGGAAGUCAUCCCUGAGCAAAGGCAGAGGCUCUAGUCUGGCCCUAACCCAUCCGCGAUAGUAUUUUCCUCAAGUCCCACAACUUUUGUAUAAAGAAAUAUGAAGCCUCGAUUGGAAAAGAAGUGUGGAGGGUCCCUGUUGGGUCCCCAAAGCACUCCACAUGUGCAAGACAAUGGAAAUUUCUACUGACAGGUGAGGCAAAGCCUCCUGAUCCAACACCAGCCGACUCAGCCCAGCCUAGCCCAACCCAUGAAGCUGCUAAGGGUACAGAAAAUUCUCUGUGGGAAGGGACUGCCAAGCCAAGGACAUAAAAGGCUCAAGGACUGAGCUCUGAGAGCUGCAAGCAGAAGGGAUGGGAUCAGAGCAGGAGGGAAGGACAUGCAGACUACUGCUUAUUCAGAUUCCAUGACUGAAGGCAAAGACUAUAGGACCAAGGCCUGGAAAAGGUGUCUCUUCUUCGCAUGUUCAAUUCUCAUUUCUGUAAUCACCCAGUUCCUGUAGGAAUCAUCUCUCCCGUUUCAUAGGUGCCCAGCCUCUCUUUGUCUCUUUGUCCACAAAUCAGUCUUCUCUGUGUAUUUACCCAAGUUGGGUCCUCUUAUUCUACCCCCAUUUGAUCCUGUUGAUAACUUCUUAGGCCAUUUUGAUUAAAGCUUAUGGCUGUUCUUCCAGGGCCAAGACUAUGGUAGAGCAAGAGAGCUGCCUCAGUAAGGGGGCACUUACUCUUGGGCUUGUGUGUGUGCCCAUCCUGACAGCUGAAUGCCUGUUUGCCUCACCCUGGUCCUUAGCCCUUGAUGAUGCCUCAGUGGACAAUGAUAUCAGUGUCAGUGUUAUGGGAACUGAUGGGGUGAGGCACGACUGAGAAUCCUAGCAUGUGUGGUACACGCUUUGAGAAUGCCAGUGUGUACUGAGUGUGUACUGUACACCAGCUCUAUCAUAGGAAUGAAGUAGCCAAUGCACAGUUGAAAAGGAUUCUCACCACUAGCACAAGUACCAGGAUGACAAGAAAUGAGGGUGUCGCUGGUUCUUUUGAGCAGCUGCUAACGUGCUGUUGCUUGGAGCUGUCAGCAGCCCCUUUCUAUCCAGUGUUCUGAUGUGCCUGCUUCUACACCAGGUCCUGGGUGUGACACGCCAGGCAGACUCCUGGCAUUUUCAACUGACUUCUAUAGCUACCCAUCAGUACUAAUAUAGAUUUCCUUUGCCAGCUGUGCUGUGCUAAUCCUUGAUAGGUCCUGGCCCAGCAGCAGCAAGCAGGGUUCACAGGGUUUGUUGAACUAGGGUCCCAGGAGCACACAUUUGGUGUGCAUUCAUGGAGGGCAUGCUAAUGACAUUGAUGACUUGUGGAACAUGCUGGAAGCCUCCAGCCUCAUAGAAGAUACAGCCUUUGUAUUUACUGGGAUACUGGGUGGGCUGGUGCGGUACCCUGGAUACAUAGGUUAAAAUAAGUUGUGUUUGCUACAGUGGUAACACCUAGGGGAGUCUCAUGUGCUUGAUACACACUUUGGCUCUGGAAGGAGUCAGUCAGAGAUAUCUAAGUCUUCAGAGCCUACAGGGGCAGGACCUAUGAUAUAUGACUUUAUGUUCAGAAUUUAUGAUUACUUCUCAUAAAACCGGAAAGAUUUAUCUGACUUUAACACCUAGGAGGGAUAGGCUUAAGGAGAAGCUGUGUUACUUCUAAGAGCCACUAGAUGGUGAUACAAUCCUGUGGUAGAGCCCAGCGUGGGCAGGUGUUGCAGCCCUGCUUCCUGGAAGGGAGAGUGCAGAGGUUUCCUUACUGGCCCUCUAUGCUGGGGAUGAUGGUCAGGGGAGAAGGUAUGGCUCUUCUGGAGGUCUUCUCUUCCCUUCCUUCACUGUUAACUAGCUUUACACCUAUUUCCUCUUCUAAAAAAUGGUAAUAACAUUCCCUACCUCAUAGGAGUGGUGUGGAAAGGAGAUCAUACCCUUAAGGAACUUGUCUCAUCAGGGAUAAUAUAAGGGAUAUGAAUGGGCUUAUAAAUGACACAAGCCUCCCGCUGCCACUUGCAGCAUUUUAUCACCUCUGCUCUCAUCCAUCCUCUUCCCCAAUCUGCUGCAUAGCACUGGUGUCUGUCAUAAAUGGAUGCCAUACUGCUCUACUAAGGCUAAACUCCCACAGGACAAAGGAGUGAAGAAAGAAAAAGGCAGCCCACCUGUCACGUUUCUAAGCUUGUCCCUUCCUGCCCACCUCUCACUAUUUGCAGCAACUGAAUCAGUUGAGCAUCUGCCUGUUUAGCCAACAACUCUUAAGGCGAUCUGAAGGGAGGCUCCAGCACUAGGAUCUCUGGGAAAUGAACAAGACAUAUCAGCUCCUCUCAGCAGAUAAGUCUGGCACUGGAGAGAAGCAAGAAACACUGUGGGGCUCAGAGCAUGGCCUUGGAAAUGAGGGCUUGGGCUGUGGCUGGGCAGUUGGGGAAAGCUCCAAAAGCUGGGGGUUCCACAGUGCUGAGAUCUGCCCCUUGGCACUCACCAUUAGGGCCAGGCUGCCCGCCCUCCUCAGCUCUGGGCAUUGGCUGUUCACUAGAGGCCUGGUACCUGCCUUCUCUCUGGGCCUCUGCACUCACACGGGGCUAAUGCAGGAGCAUUACGUUAAUUAGUUAUUCAUUUAAUUUAACUUCACAUUUGGUCUCAAUUAAGCUUAAAAUGUUCUUCCUCGUAGAUGCUACAAUAGCACUUGUAAUUAAAAAGCAAUAAUUCUUUGCGUUUCUCCUUUAGAGAUCCAUUGGGAGGUUGGCUAGUGUGUGUGGGACUAGUGUUGGUGGAGGGGUGUUGGGGGAGGAGGAGGUAAGAAGCAAUGGAAAGAAAGGGAAAGAAGCUCUCAAUAGAGCUUAGCAUUAUGAAGCUGCCAUGAAGACUAGUAAUUGGGAGGAGAAACUCAACAUGCCAUGGGGAUCUGGGAUUGAGGUGUACAGAGUGGCUGCAGAGAACCCUAGGAAGUGGAUAAAACAACAGAACUUGCACAUAAGGUUGUGGGAAUGAGGAGAGGGCCAAUGGAGCGUAGGAGACAUUCCUGAUAGCUGGAAGAUGGGACCAUAUAUUCCAUAGUAGGUAGAUAGAAUGUGUUCCCUCCCCACAAGAGAUGUCUGUAUCCUAAUUCCCAAAACCAGUAAAUAUGUCACUUUACCUGUCAGAUAUCACAAAAAUUGUGGAGGCACUACCCCACCUUGCUAGGUGGGCCCAUGUAACCACAGGGCUCCUUAUAAAUCAGAGAGAGAAGCAGGAGUGUCAGCUGGAAGAUGUUAUCCUGCUGGCUUUGAAGACUGAGAAAGCAUCCAAUGGCCAGGGAAUGUGGGCAACUUAGAGAAGCUGGAAAAGGCAGGGAAUGUAUUUCCCCCUAGAGUCUUCAAAGUCUUGUCUUUAGCUCCAUGAAACCCAUUUCUGACUUCUAACCUCCAAAACCGUAAGAUAAUAAAUUUGUACUAUUUUAAAUCA
Ictidomys tridecemlineatus (thirteen-lined ground squirrel) is the source of this 6394-nucleotide messenger RNA. NCBI's taxonomy places the organism in Eukaryota, Metazoa, Chordata, Mammalia, Rodentia, Sciuridae. The record is from RefSeq and is a predicted model, not a curated record.